AUGGGAUCCCUGAUGCCCAACGUCGUCGUCGUCGUCGCCGCCGUUGCCGCCGCCGUCCUGGCGGUGCACGUGGCCGGCGUGUCGUGCUGGGCGCCGCCGGGCCCCAACAUCACGACGGACUACAACGGCAGGUGGCUCCCUGCGAGGGCCACCUGGUACGGCCAGCCCACCGGCGCCGGGCCCGACGACAACGGCGGCGCGUGCGGGAUCAAGGACGUGAACCUGCCGCCCUACGCCGCCAUGACGUCCUGCGGCAACCUCCCGCUCUUCAAGGACGGCAAGGGCUGCGGCUCCUGCUACGAGAUCAAAUGCAAGGUGCCUGAGUGCUCGAUCCAGCCGGUGAGGGUGUUCAUCACCGACAUGAACUACGGCCCCGUCGCCCCCUACUACUUCGACCUCAGCGGCACCGCGUUCGGCUCCAUGGCCAAGCCCGGCCUCAACGACCAGCUCCGCCGCCGCGGCAUCAUCGACCUCGACUUCAGGAGGGUGCCGUGCAAGUACGUGGCCGGGCAGAGAAUCGUGUUCCACGUGGAGGAAGGGUCGAACCCGUUCUACCUGGCGGUGCUGGUGAAGUUCGUGGCGGUGGAUGGCAGCAUCGUGCAGAUGGACCUCAAGGACCAGGCGUCGCCGGAGUGGCAGCCGAUGAGGCACUCCUGGGGCGCUGUCUGGAGGUCCGACACGCCCAGGCCGCUCAAGGGCCCCUUCUCCAUUCGCCUCACCAGCGAGUCCGGCAAGACGCUCGUCGCCACCGACGUCAUCCCAGAGAAGUGGCAGCCCAACACCGUCUACAACUCCAACAUCCAGUUCUAG
This is a messenger RNA of Setaria italica (foxtail millet), 810 nucleotides long. Its product is annotated as expansin-B9. The transcript is spliced from 2 exons. Lineage: Eukaryota; Viridiplantae; Streptophyta; Magnoliopsida; Poales; Poaceae. Gene Ontology annotation, cellular component: extracellular region. The record is from RefSeq and is a predicted model, not a curated record. Gene Ontology annotation, biological process: sexual reproduction. Bases 1 to 810 code for a protein of 269 amino acids.